AUGUCCAUGCGAGAAGGCGAGACUCUUAAAACGUAUUCAGAUAGAUACUGGGAAAUGUUUAAUGAGAUAGAGGAAGAGCACGAUGAUGUGGCCAUAAGUACUUUCAAAGCUGGCCUUCCAGCCGAUCAUGAUUUAAGGAAAUCUCUAACUGGUAAACCUGUUACCAGUGUACACCAAUUGAUGGAUAGGAUUGAUAAGUACAGAAGAGUAGAAGAGGACCAACUUCAGGGAAAAGGAAAGGCCAAGGUGGUUAAUGUAGUGUUUAGGGAGCCGAUGCAGCAGGUAUUGGAGAAGAUAAAGAAUGAGCCAUUUUUUAAAUGGUUAAACAAGAUAGCAGGAGAGCCUAAAAGGCGCAACCCGAACCUUUAUUGUCACUAUCAUCAGGAUCAUGGACACACGACGGAAGAUUGCAGGAAUUUAUGGGACCAUUUGGAGCAGUUGGUCCGAGAGGGGAAAUUGAAGCAACUCUUGCAUCAUUUCAGUGGUAGGGUAAGCCAGGCAGGCUCAAAAAUGCGUGGGGACGCUUCUUCAAGACUCCCCCUUAGUACGAUAAACGUUAUUUUUGUUGCCCCAGGGAGGACUGGAUCUUGUCCUUCCAAGGUACUGUCGGUGUUUCGACCUCCAGCCGAGGAUCAUUGCCAAGCGUCGAAGAGAGCCAGGGUGGACGUCCUCCUGAUUCUGGGCUUUUCGGAUGAGGACAAGGUUGGAACCAUACAGCCCCAUGAUGAUGCUCUGGUGGUACAACUGAGAAUUGGUGGGUACGAUGUAAAAAGGGUGAUGAUUGAUCAAGGUAGUGUUGUUGGUAUAAUGUACUCAGAUUUGUAUAAGGAGCUAGGUCUGAAGCCAAAGAACUUAACAGCCUACAGUUCCCCUCUGGUGAGUUUUGAGGGAAGGAUGGUUGCUCCAAAAGGACAAAUCAGACUACCUGUGCAAGCCGGUAUGGAUGUGGUGGAGGUGGACUUCAUUGUUGUAGACGUUUUCUCUCCAUACAUGACUAUUAUGGGCAGACCUUGGCUUCAUACCCUGAGAACAGUCUCAUCUACUCUACAUCAGAAAGUGAAGUACCCAUCGGGAGGCCAAGUAUUGGAGAUAGUAGGAAGUCAGGUUGCAACUCGGUAG
Molecule: messenger RNA, 1119 nt
Organism: Quercus robur (English oak)
Lineage: Eukaryota; Viridiplantae; Streptophyta; Magnoliopsida; Fagales; Fagaceae
Exons: 2
Coding region: 1-1119 (372 amino acids)
Source: RefSeq, a predicted model, not a curated record